Molecule: messenger RNA, 2518 nt
Organism: Cercocebus atys (sooty mangabey)
Lineage: Eukaryota; Metazoa; Chordata; Mammalia; Primates; Cercopithecidae
Gene: SLC35G6
Product: solute carrier family 35, member G6
Exons: 4
Coding region: 1-1527 (508 amino acids)
Source: RefSeq, a predicted model, not a curated record
AUGGCCCAGGGAGGGCCCUACCCAGACCCCUGGCUGCCAGCAAACAGUGGCGAUCGCGUCCCCCGGCCGCCGCUCGCUCGGACGCCAUACCAGGGCCCCCUUAGUCGCCCCCCAGCGUCGUGUGCGCCCGGGGGCGGGGCCAGGCUCAGCCCCCGACCCCUGCGCCCCCAGGUCAACCCCAAAGGAGAGCGGUCUGGGCGCGGGGCGCGGCCGGGGCUCCGCGGCGCCGGGCAGCGGAGAGGGGGCCCGGCAUCCCCCCCCAGCGCCGCCGCCGUCGCCGCCGAGAGGAGGCCGGCGCAGCGCAGCCGACACCGACACAAAGCUCCGAGCGCCCGACGGCCUUCCCCGGGACUGAUCCCCGCGGCAGGACACCGCGCCGCGCUGGGCCACCGGGCGGGUGGACACCGAGCCGGGCGCGGGCCGGAUUGCAGCACCCCGGCAGGGGCGCAAGACCACCGACCCCCAGGGAAAGGGCUCCCUCCGCCCUUCCCCCUGCACGCCCUUCACUCAGCGGCUGGCAGUCACCCCUACUUCAACCUGCCCGACUUCACGCAGCCAUCGCCGCCCUCCACUCCACCCAGCCUCCCCUCGCACCAGCGCUGCCAGCCCUCUGAUGCCACCAAGGGUCUGCUGGUGGCCCUGUUGGGUGGGGGCCUGCCUGCUGGCUUCGUGGGCCCCCUUUCUCGUAUGGCUUACCAGGCUUCCAACCUGCCCUCGCUGGAGCUGCUCGUCUGUCGGUGUCUCUUUCACCUCCCUAUUGCCCUGCUACUUAAACUGCGUGGCGACCCACUUCUGGGACCUCCUGACAUCCGAGGCCGGGCCUGCCUCCAUGCCCUGCUCAACGUCCUCAGCAUUGGAUGUGCCUACAGUGCGGUUCAGGUGGUGCCCGCUGGCAACGCUGCCACUGUUCGCAAAGGUUCUUCCACCGUCUGCUCCGCCCUCCUCGCCCUCUGCCUUGAGAGCCAGGGUCUCAGUGGCUACGACUGGUGUGGACUGUUGGGCAGCAUCCUAGGACUAAUCAUCAUUGUGGGACCUGGACUAGGGACACUGCAGGAGGGGACCACGGGUCUCUACACCGCCCUGGGUUAUGUGCUGGCUUUCCUGGGAGGCCUGACGCUGUCCCUGGGGCUUCUGGUCUAUCGUUCUCUGCACUUUCCCUCCUGCCUCCCAACAGUGGCCUUCCUAUUUGGCUUGGUGGGGCUGCUGGGCUCUGUGCCAGGCCUCUUUGUGCUGCAGACCCCCGUGCUGCCCAGUGACCUUCUGAGCUGGAGUUGUGUGGGGGCAGUGGGGAUCCUCGCCUUGGUCUCCUUCACAUGUGUGAGCUAUGCGGUCACCAAGGCCCACCCUGCCCUGGUGUGCGCUGUCCUGCAUUCUGAGGUGGUGGUGGCCCUUAUACUGCAGUAUUAUAUGCUCUAUGAGACCGUGGCACCUUCUGACAUCAUGGGGGCAGGGGUUGUGCUGGGCAGCAUUGCCAUCAUCACAGCCCGGAACCUCAGCUGUGAGAGGGAAGGGAAGGUGGAGGAGUGAGAUAGAACUUGGGAGCCCGGGGGUUGGGAGGGGCAGGGGUAAAUAGAGGCAAAGACUGAAGACGAACAUGGGAGGACAAGUGACUGGAAAAGAACUGGUGUGGGAGAGGGUACCUCUCAGAGUCAAGGGUGACUUGGGGACUUGGUGGAGAGUGACUACCUGGAAGACCUGGAGCCAGCCUGGGACCAAGGGAUGUGGAGUCCAGGCUGGGUCCUGGGAAUCAGGGCAUAACUAAGGGGUAAAGUCUGAGGAGCAGAUCCACGGCAGGCAGGCCGUGGGCCACGGGGAGGACUUCACUCAGCAGCAAAGAGAAGAGCAUUGGGGCUGGAGUGUUCCGGCAAAGACAGAGCCAGCAGCUGCGCUGGGGGAGGGGAGCGUGCCUCCCCACCCCUCCCCUCACGGCGAAGGUUUCCUUUUCUCGUGCUUGUGCCCCCCCCUUGGGGUGGUGACGUGACAUUGACAUCAAACAAGGAUUACUCUGAAUGUGGCUGUGCAGUGGUGUCGUCUCUGCUUUGGAGGGAGAGUGGAAGUCCUACGACCGUUCUCAUUGGAGAAUCCCUUGGGAUCCCCGCCCUCCAUUUUAUUCCUGAAAUAUUCUACAGUGUGAAGGAUUUCCUAAUGUUCAGAUGCCUUGACCCCAAAUCCCUCAGGACUUUCGUGGCCCGCCCCAUGGCUAAUCUGCUUUUCUCGGAUUGUCACGGUCCCGUGAUCUCUCCCGGACAGUGGCCAGGCUCCUUCCAGAGCAGGCCUCCGAGCUGAAGUCUCUUCGAGCGGCUCAGGCCAUGGAUCUAGGACCAUGGUUCGGUACGGCGCGGCACUAGAGGCCAGGAGAUGCCCACCCGUCUCUGGGGGCCGUUUGACCAACAUCGGCUACUUCCGGACAAGCCACUGGUCCCGCCAUCUUGGCUUGUUCAUGCAUAUUCAGCAAGAGAACUGCAUAUUCAUGAGCAACCGCCCUCCCCCGGGAGCCCACUCGGGAGGACCCGCCCCA